Plasmopara halstedii is the source of this 333-nucleotide messenger RNA. RefSeq lists its product as uncharacterized. NCBI's taxonomy places the organism in Eukaryota, Oomycota, Peronosporomycetes, Peronosporales, Peronosporaceae. The coding region runs from base 1 to 333 and encodes 110 amino acids. The record is from RefSeq and is a predicted model, not a curated record. Gene Ontology annotation, biological process: mRNA splicing, via spliceosome. Gene Ontology annotation, cellular component: precatalytic spliceosome; U2 snRNP; U12-type spliceosomal complex. The transcript has a single exon.
AUGGCAAAGCACCACCCAGACCUUGUAAUGUGCCGUAAGCAACCAGGCGUGGCUAUCGGUCGUUUAUGUGAAAAAGACGACGGAAAAUGCGUGAUCUGCGACUCGUAUGUUCGUCCAUGUACAUUGGUUCGAAUCUGUGAUGAAUGUAAUUAUGGAUCAUACCAGGGCCGCUGCGUUAUUUGCGGUGGGCCCGGGAUCUCGGAUGCCUAUUAUUGUCGAGAGUGCACACAAUUGGAGAAAGAUCGUGACGGUUGUCCCAAAAUUGUGAACUUAGGUACUUCCAAGACGGAUCUAUUUUACGAGCGCAAAAAGUAUGGCUUUAAGAAGCGUUGA